CUUAGCCACACUGAACCCUUUUUUUUUUUUUUUUCCUUUCUUUCAAAUAAAAGUUUCUAAAACCAAUAAAAAGAUUAAUAUAUUUUUUUAAUUAUUACGUUAUUAAGUAACAGAUGUAGUUAGAUGUAAUAAUACAAACAAAACAUUUGGUCAUAUUUAUAUGUACAUCUCCGAUGGUGGAAGCUGUGUGCUGAUCAUCGGUUUCAGUUGCAGAUAGCUAGCUGCCGGCUAUGUAGAUCUUCCAUUCUUCACUUUCACCACAUCCCGAGCGAAAGAGAAAGACAGAGAGCAUGGAAUUCAACGACCAGCACGAGGAACAAGAUGAGGAAAUGGAGAUGAGCCCGACGGCGCCAACACCACCCGGUUACGACGCUUCCAUGCCCAAAAUGGGGCCCACUAGCGGCGGCAGAGGAGGUGGAGGAGAGACCACAGCCAGAAAAAGGGGUCCCUCCAUCUCGACCGUCUCCACUAUCAGGUACAGAGAAUGCCAGAAGAACCACGCCGUUAAUAUCGGAGGCCAUGCCCUCGAUGGUUGCUGCGAGUUCCUUGCGGCCGGAGCGGAGGGCACGCUCGACGCCCUCAAAUGCGCCGCGUGCAACUGCCACCGCAAUUUCCACCGGAAGGAGCCUGCGGAAGGAGGUGGUGGGGCCAUUCUUCCCCACCAACACACCCAGCAGCCGUUCUCGGCUUACUACCGCCACCCUUAUCCGCCCACGCCAUCGGGUUACCUCCACCUGACCCCGGCGCAGCCGCAUAGGCCUCUGGCCUUGCCCGCGGCUGGAUCGGGCGGGUCCCACAGCAGGGAGGAAGGGGAUGACGUGUCGAACCCGAGUUCUAGCGGGGGCGGCGGGAGUGGAGUUGGGCUGUUGAAAAAGAGAUUUAGGACCAAGUUUACGGCGGAGCAGAAGGAGAAAAUGGUGGAGUUUGCUGAGAAGGUGGGGUGGCGGAUUCAGAAGCACGACGAGGCGGCGGUGGAGGAGUUCUGCGCCGAGACUGGGGUGAAACGACAGGUGCUCAAGGUUUGGAUGCACAACAACAAGCACACUAUCGGUAAGAAGCCCUAAUUAGGGUUCCUAAUUAGCAUCACCAUCAUCUUCAAAUCAAGUUUCAUUAGCUCAGAGAGAUGGAUCGAUGUUUGUAGUUUACUUAGCUUGCUUGUUAGAUUAUCUUCAGUCAUUAAUUAAUGCAAGGUAACUAAUUAGCAAGAACUAAGAGAGAAGCCAUUGUAAUCUCUGCUGUGAAUUAAUAAUUUUCAGGUAGUUCUAUUAAUCAUAGUUUAACUAGCUAGCUUAGCUUAGCUAGGGUUUCUAAAUAUUUGUGAAAUUUCAAUUUCAUUUUAGUUUCUUCUUCGGUAUAAUU
This is a messenger RNA of Rosa rugosa (rugosa rose), 1359 nucleotides long. Its product is annotated as zinc-finger homeodomain protein 2. Gene Ontology annotation, biological process: regulation of DNA-templated transcription; regulation of developmental process. The record is from RefSeq and is a predicted model, not a curated record. Lineage: Eukaryota; Viridiplantae; Streptophyta; Magnoliopsida; Rosales; Rosaceae. Bases 291 to 1064 code for a protein of 257 amino acids. The transcript has a single exon. Gene Ontology annotation, cellular component: nucleus. Gene Ontology annotation, molecular function: DNA-binding transcription factor activity; transcription cis-regulatory region binding.